AUGGACCCGAUAAAGUAUAUAUUCGAAAAGCCUACUGUUACUGGUAGAAUUGCCCAGUGGCAAAUGCUGCUAACUGAGUAUGAUAUACAGUACGUGACCCAGAAAGCAAUAAAAGGGAGUGUUCUAUCUGACUAUCUCGCUCACCUGCCUAUCAAAGGUUACCAACCGUUGAGGUUUGACUUUCCAGAUGAAGACAUCAUGUUUAUCAAAGACUUUACUAUGCCAGGCUUUGAGGUAAGCUCUGAGGAAGGCCCCGAACUAGGAUCGCGAUGGACGCUCGUGUUAGGCGGUGCUUCCAAUGCCCGAGGUCAUGGUAUAGGUGUUGUUAUCACUUCUCCAACUGGUUUCCACAUUCCCUUUACCGCUAGAUUGUGUUUUAACUGCACCAACAACAUUGCAGAAUAUGAACCAUGUAUCUACGGUCUAGAGGCGGCAAUCGAUUUUAGAAUCAAAAUACUCAAGGUAUUAGGUGAUUCAGCUCUGGUAAUCAGUCAGGUGAAAGGCGAUUGGGAAACUCGGGAUAGCAAGUUGAUAUCCUACAAAUAG
Molecule: messenger RNA, 546 nt
Organism: Lathyrus oleraceus (garden pea)
Lineage: Eukaryota; Viridiplantae; Streptophyta; Magnoliopsida; Fabales; Fabaceae
Exons: 1
Coding region: 1-546 (181 amino acids)
Molecular function (GO): RNA-DNA hybrid ribonuclease activity; nucleic acid binding
Source: RefSeq, a predicted model, not a curated record